Dalotia coriaria is the source of this 1455-nucleotide messenger RNA. Its product is annotated as putative RNA-binding protein Luc7-like 1. Gene Ontology annotation, molecular function: mRNA binding. Gene Ontology annotation, cellular component: U1 snRNP; U2-type prespliceosome. Bases 21 to 1202 code for a protein of 393 amino acids. Gene Ontology annotation, biological process: mRNA splice site recognition. NCBI's taxonomy places the organism in Eukaryota, Metazoa, Arthropoda, Insecta, Coleoptera, Staphylinidae. The record is from RefSeq and is a predicted model, not a curated record. The transcript has 4 exons.
GUCAACGGCGUCAACGUCAUAUGCGUUAUACGGGAGCGAGGAGCACUAACACGGAGCACACAAUAAAGUGGACGUUUGUGUUACAUCGACGCCAUUUUCUGCUCCCGCCAUACGAAUGCAGACCGAAAUUCUUAGCCACAAAUCGACAUAUACAACUCUCAAAUAACACUUACACCGUGCUUCUUCUGCACCGCACCGCAAAGAUGACCGCGCACGACCAAAUGCGUGCAAUGCUGGACCAGCUAAUGGGUACUGGACGCAAUGGUGAGAACAAUAAAUUUCAGGUGAAAUUUAACGAUCCCAAAGUCUGCAAGUCGUUCCUCUUAGGUUGCUGUCCGCACGAAAUACUCACAUCUACGCGCAUGGACCUCGGGGAAUGCCCGAAAAUUCACGACUUGGCCCUGCGGGCUGACUACGAGAAAGCGCAAACGAAUCGUGACUAUUUCUACGACCUCGAUGCAAUGGAACAUCUUCAGGCAUUUAUCGGCGACUGCGAUCGACGCACGGAGUCAGCUAAGCAGCGGUUAGCGGAAACGCAGGAGGAGCUCAGCGCUGAAGUGGCAGUGAAGGCAAACAGUGUCCACGAACUAGCUGAGCAAAUAGGUCAGAAGCUCGCCAAGGCCGAGCAGCUCGGCGAAGAGGGCUUCGUCGACGAGAGCAUGCGGCUCAUGGAAGAGGUGGACGAGCUGCGCAAAAAGAAACUCGAAGCGGAGCAGGAGUAUCGGAAUUCGAUGCCUGCGAGCAGCUAUCAACAGCAGAAGUUGCGUGUCUGCGAGGUGUGCUCGGCGUACCUGGGCAUCCACGACAACGACCGUCGGCUAGCGGAUCACUUCGGCGGUAAACUGCAUCUGGGUUUUAUCAAGAUUCGCGAGAAGUUGACCGAGUUAGAGAAAACGGCCGAGAAGCGCAAAGAGGAGAAACGGGUGAACACACGAGAUCGAGGUAUUGAUCGCGAGAGGGACAGGGAGGAUCGUUACAAGGAGCGCCACCGUGAGCAGUAUGUGGGCGGGCGUGAGCUCGACCGCCGAUCAAAACGGCAUCGGAGUAAGUCGCGCGAGCGGCGGGAACGCGCUGGUGAGCGCGAUCGGGACCGCGAGCGAAAUGGGCGAGGCCGACGCGGACGAUCACGGACACGCAGCCGAGAACGUCGGUCACAUUCUAGGCACUCCGGCGGUAACGAGCGGCGGCGCGAGCGGGUAUGAAGCAGCACGUGGAAAGUUCGAAUUGAGUGACUGCGCAUCGUUUUUAGAACUUAAUUAUUAAUUAUUCCUUUAUUAUAUAUAUAUGUAUCCAUUAAAUUAUGUAUAUGUAUAUAUACACCCACACGAUUGUACUACUUUAUAUUGUAUACUUUUUUCUUUAUAGUCUAGGGAAUUUAGGACGGGAUCGUGAACGCAUGCAUGCAAAAUAAUUGAAAUGUACCUCCAUAUGUGAAUAAAUCAGUCAUCUUACUAA